ACCCACCGUGGUUUGAAAGCCAAAUCGGCAUUCGGAGAGAGGAACGACUUACGAAGACCGUUGGCAGAAGAACUCAGAAGCUAUGGCGGAAGGUCCACCCCCAGAAGACUUCUCGAAGCUGCCGCUAGAGGACAAGCUGAGCCACAAAGUCUGGAAAGCCCGUAUGAUGGGCUACGAAGAAGCUGCUAAACUAUUCAGACGAAUCGACGACGAGAAAAGCUCAGAGUACAACAAGACCUGUGAAGCAGUGGUGGCUGGCAUAGUGACAAAGUGUCUCAACGCCAGACCUAAGACGAAACAAGGCGGAAUUGACGUCUGUCUCAUGUACACCGAAAUUGAACAACAAGCUGUCGUCCAGGAAGAGAUAACAAAAGGACUAACAAACAAGCAGCCUAAGAUUGUCACAGCUUGCGUCUUUGUCCUAAGAACGAUGCUUACCGAGUUUGGAGCGAAAGUGGUGAAUAUGAAACAGCUGCUGAAAUCAAUGCCGUCCAUGUUUGAACACAGCGACAAGAAUGUCAGAGCCGAGGCCAAACUACUAGCAGUAGAGGUGUAUCGGUGGAUGGGUCCACCCCUCAGAGGCAUCCUCGACAAGUCGCUCAAACCUGUGCAGAUGAAGGAGCUGGACGACGAGUGGGGCAAGAUGUCUGGGGGACCAGCACUCCCAAACCGCCGCCUCAGAUCACAACAGGAAACAGCUGCUGUAGUGUCUGCCGGAGGUGGAGGGGGCGGGGCUGAUUCUGGUGGAGAUGUGGGCGGGGCAGUGGGCGAGGCCUCAGAUGCAAUUGACCCCUACGACCUUUUGGAUCCCGUGGACGCCGAUACGAAGUGGAAAGAGAGAAAAGAAGUCCUGGAGCUUGUUCUGCCACUGUCUCAGUCUCCCAAGAUUACUCCUGGUGACUUCACCGAACUGUUGAAGGCUCUGAAAAAGGUGAUCACGAAGGACAGUAACGUGAUGGUGGUGGCAGUGGCAGGUAACAUCGUAGCUGGAUUGGCCACCGGCCUACGCAAGGCUUUCCAGAGCCACGCCCCUUUCGUUCUUGCUGGAAUAUUUGAGAAGUUCAAAGAGAAGAAGCAGAUGGUCGUAGUGGCUCUCCGGGACGCUGCAGACGCCGCAUACCUCUCAACCACUCUCGGAGGUAUCCAGGAACAGAUCCUGGAAGCCCUCGAAAACAAAAACCCAAACGUCAAAUCGGAAACUCUCCUCUUCGCGUGUCGCUGCUUCCAACAGUGCACAGCUGCUAUGCUCCCAAAGGCUUCUCUAAAGGCCUUCUGCCCGCCCAUUAUAAAGAGUGCUGAUCCGAACGUAAGAGAAGCGGCAUUUGAAUCCAUCGCCACCCUCCUGAAGGUGGUGGGAGAGCGACCUAUGAACCUGUACAUCGAGGCCAUCGACAAGACAAAAAUGGCAAAGAUUCAGGAACACAAAGAGAAAGUGGAGUUAAAGAUAAAAAAGAAGAAGCCAGCUGCUUCCUCCGGAGGUGGGAAGGGAGGAGGAGGGAAGGGAGGGAAGGGAGGGAAAGCGGGAGGAGGAGGGAAGGGGAAAGGAGGCAAAGAUGAGGCUCCGGAUCCUCCUGAACCCGCCAUUUCAUCGGAAGAACUCGAUGAUAAAGCCAAUGAGGUGCUCCCGCCUGGACUCCUGGCACGUUUUGAAGACCCGAAAUGGAAAGAGAGACUCGAGGCUUGCGAGAAACUAAAACAGUUUGUAGAGGGGUUGCCAGGAGACGAGAUGCAGUCACUGUUGAUGAUCAAAGUGUUGGCACGGAAACCAGGCUGGAAAGAUAGCAACUUUCAGGUUGACAUUAGUGGUCAGAUAAAGUCCUCUCUCAUUGCCGAACUUUCCGACAAGAACUGGAAGGUCAGAGGUGAAGGUUUGACCAAGGUUCAGGAGAUUCUGGCCCAGGCAAAGUUUAUCCAGCCGUCGCUAGGGGAGUUGCCGGGGGCUCUGAAGGCCAGACUGGGCGACACCAACAAGAACCACACUCAUGUGAGGGCAGCAUGUGUGUCGUGUCUGAAUGUGUGGGUGACUGAGGUGACUCUGGUCCCGUUCAUAGAGGGAGAACUCCUCUCCACGGCACUCCAGAUGGAGAAUCCCAACCUGCGGACCGAGCUCCUGUCCUGGCUGGAGGAGAAGGUCCCUGCGGCUAAAGGGAAGCUUCCUCCUGAAGUAACCGCCAUCAUCCCUCCCAUCUAUGCCUGCCUUGAGGACAGAAAUGGAGAGGCUCGGCUGGUGCAUCAGGGGAAGAAGGAACCGGUCAAACCUGAACCAGAGAGCAAACCCAGCAGGUCUAGGGAACAGGAUAAACCGGUUUCUGAACCAGAUGAGCAACCACCGCCACCAGCAGCCACAGCUGCUGCCACAAAGAAAGGAAAAGGCUCAGCUACAAAACCUAAGGUGUUGAAAUGGAACUUUGCCAGUCCUCGAAGUGAGCACGUUGUCCAGCUGAAGGAACAGCUGCAACCUUGUCUCAGUCCAGACCUGUUUGCUCAGAUGUGUCACGACGAUUUCAAACAGCACUUGAAGGCCUUGGAGACACUUAUAAAAGCUGUAUCAGGCCCAGCCCCUCCUCACAAGGAAGCCGCCAUAGGUUCUCUUGACCUCCUCCUACGCUGGAUAACACUUCGAUUCUUCGACACCAACACGACGGUCAACAUGAAAUGCCUCGAAUUCCUUCCAAUUCUGUUUCAAAUGCUCACCAACGAGGGAGAUUUCAGAAUGAGCGACUAUGAGGGCCAGGCCUUUCUUCCCUAUCUUGUUACAAAGGUACAUACAUGA
Molecule: messenger RNA, 2773 nt
Organism: Geodia barretti
Lineage: Eukaryota; Metazoa; Porifera; Demospongiae; Tetractinellida; Geodiidae
Source: the annotation of a GenBank genome assembly